Colletotrichum paranaense is the source of this 933-nucleotide messenger RNA. Its product is annotated as C6 zinc finger protein. Bases 1 to 933 code for a protein of 310 amino acids. The record is from RefSeq and is a predicted model, not a curated record. The transcript has a single exon. Lineage: Eukaryota; Fungi; Ascomycota; Sordariomycetes; Glomerellales; Glomerellaceae.
AUGCCCACCAAUAUCAACGACGCCGAUUUCGAUGUCGAUACCGCGACUCCCCUCGAAAAUAGAGACGGCCCGACUGAGAUGAUUGUCUCUUUGGUGGUUUGCAGCUUGUCGCGAUGUCUCACUCAGCGAACCAAUUUGAGCCAUGCCAUGUUCGUCGUCGAAAAGAGUGACGUGUCAGACGAGCUCAGUCGACUUCACAGUAUCGAGCUGGAGAAGUUCGUCGUGAACUUUGAAGAGUUUUUAGAGGAUAUCGUAAAGCGUUAUUGCGAUCCGAGUGCGGGGGAUCUGCAUGUAUUGGCUUUACAGCUAAAAGCAGCCAUGGUCGACAAGAUUCGAAUCAUGGCAUGCAAGCCCAAGGGGGCUGUAGAGCCACCGCCUGAGGCGAAAGGGGACAUCCUGUUUCGUGUUUCACUCGAGGCGGCUGAACACGUUGCGAACCAUCUUCAGGUGAUGGAGGGUUGGAACUUUGUGUGGUACGUCCUUCAGUAUCUCGAGUACGACUUGUUCCUCCACAUGAUCGGUCGACUGUGUCUCCAGUCAACCGGCGACUUGGUCGAUCGAGCAUGGAAGGUGCUGCCCAUCAUAUACCAAUACCAGGAAAACUAUUUCGAAAUGUCGGUUCACCCAUAUGCCGUCGCAGGAGCGGUUCUUGUUAGGGCCUGGAGACACAGGCAGGAAAGCUUGCUCUCCCAAUUGGGCUACCUGCCCCCGACCCCAGAUUAUGUUCAAAGAGUUGAACAGUGUUUGGCGGCCAAUGGCUCAGUUGGCAGUUCCCCUCCCGAGCUGAUGCCUCCUUCAGGGAGGGCUGCGCCAGAGCAUACCGGGUGGGAGGAAUCAGAAUGGGGAUGGAAUCCGCCCGGGUUCGGCAUUGAAACCUACGAUCUUGAGUAUAUAGUAGAAGAAGACUCAUUGGCGUGGCCUCCGCCUCAGUAG